Tremella mesenterica DSM 1558 is the source of this 477-nucleotide messenger RNA. RefSeq lists its product as uncharacterized. The coding region runs from base 1 to 477 and encodes 158 amino acids. Lineage: Eukaryota; Fungi; Basidiomycota; Tremellomycetes; Tremellales; Tremellaceae. The record is from RefSeq and is a predicted model, not a curated record. The transcript is spliced from 3 exons.
AUGGGCGCCUUCGUUCGGACAGGACGUAGGCGAGAUGUGGGAUGUGGGAUGUGGUCAAACAAGGACAAACAGAUGGGACAGAGACGGAUGGUGAUAAAGGAGGAGGAUUCGAUUGAUCUAGUUGGGUUAUUCUCACCACUGAAAAUGGAGAUGAUGACUUUGGGGAUGAGGGUGAUAACGAGUUUGUCUGUAGGGGUGAGGAAGAGGAGGGCGAGGAGGAACCAGAAGGGCACGGGGAAACCCAAGAAUCAAAAGCGUAGAUCAGGACGGGAGAGAGUGUUUGUAAAAGGGAUGGUAGGUUUCAGCACCAGGCGCACCAUGGUUGCAGGUAGAACGGAUAUCUUGAGGUGGAGCAAGGGAUCCAACAUGUUCAGCAGAUUCUGUUGGCUCGCUUGGAUUCUGGGAUCGGAACGGGAAAUGGUAUUCUUGGCAUUGGUAUUGGUGCUGGUAUUGGUAUUGGUAUUGUGUUGGGUGUAA